AUGUGCGCCUUCUGGAAAAAGCGUACCUUUAGGGUGCGCGAUAACAACAGAACGCCUGCGGCAGAAUUGACACUCCGACAAUCGUUGUAUCCGAUUUGCCUCGUUACCAUCCUCUUUUUCCUCUGGGGCUUUUCGUAUGGCCUGCUCGAUACCUUGAACAAGCAUUUCCAGAAUACGCUCGGAAUUUCCAAAGCGCGUUCCUCGGGUUUACAGGCUGCUUACUUUGGCGCUUAUCCCUUAGCGUCGCUUGGGCACGCAGCCUGGAUCCUUCGCCGCUAUGGCUAUCGGGCGGUUUUUAUCUGGGGUCUGUUCCUUUAUGGAGUGGGUGCUCUCCUUGCUAUUCCCGCAAUCAAAGCGCAUUCCUUUGGAGGCUUUUGUGCGUGCAUCUUUAUCAUCGGAAACGGACUCGGUUCGUUGGAGACGGCAGCAAAUCCAUAUAUCGCCGUCUGUGGGCCUCCUAGGCAUUCUGAGAUCCGCAUCAACAUUUCUCAGGCAUUCAACGGUGUCGGAUCUGUGGUAGCGCCGGUUCUCGGAUCCUACGUCCUUUUCGACUUCGACGACCAGCGGGCUCUACAGAAUGUUCAGUGGAUCUAUACAGCCAUUGCAAUCUUUGUCUUCGGCCUCGGUCUGAUUUUCUUCGUUUCUACAAUUCCUGAAAUUACGGACGCGGAUAUGGAGUAUCAGUCUCGACAGACCAAUGAUGGAGAAAACGAUAUGCCCCUCAGAAAGCAUUAUCGUCUCUUCCAUGCAGCAUUUGCGCAGUUUUGCUACUGUGGCUCGCAAGUCGCCAUUGCGGGAUACUUUAUUAACUAUGUGACUGAGACACGCCCUGGCACAGAUUCCAGCCUUGGCAGUAAAUUCCUCGCUGGUGCCCAGGCCGCUUUCGCUGUUGGCCGGUUUUUUGGAGUGUUCCUAAUGCAUUUCUUCAGACCCCGUUGGAUCUACGGGAUUUUCAUGACUAUGUGCAUUGUUUUUCUCGCCCCGUCCAUCACCCAAAAAGGGAACACGGGUAUGUCAAUGCUGUAUAUCACACUAUUCUUCGAGUCGAUCUGUUUCCCAACCAUUGUUGCUCUUGGCAUGCGUGGACUGGGCCGUCAUACGAAAAGAGGCUCAGGAUUCAUCAUUGGUGGAGUUAUAGGAGGCGCUUGUGUUCCGCCGCUGCUAGGAGCAACAGCAGACCUCCACAGCACGGCGUUUGCUAUGGUUGUCCCCCUCUGCUUUUUUGUUGUAUCUUGGUCGUAUCCUCUAUGCGUCAACUUCGUGCCGUCGUAUCGCGAUUGCGUCGAUGCUUACACCACCACCGACGUUGGCGUCCAACCGCACGAAAGCAAUGUUGACGAAGAGAAAACUAGUAAGCCAGUGGUACAACUGACAGAAGAACUGUAG
Molecule: messenger RNA, 1386 nt
Organism: Penicillium subrubescens
Lineage: Eukaryota; Fungi; Ascomycota; Eurotiomycetes; Eurotiales; Aspergillaceae
Product: l-fucose permease
Exons: 5
Coding region: 1-1386 (461 amino acids)
Biological process (GO): transmembrane transport
Molecular function (GO): transmembrane transporter activity
Source: RefSeq, a predicted model, not a curated record